AUGAAUGAGAUUGAUGAGUUUAGGCUACACGCUUGUGAGAGUGUUGAUCUCUACAAGGAAUGUGCCAAGAAGAUACAUGAUGCAUCUAUUAAGCCUCGUCAAUUUCAUGAAGGACAGCUGGUUCUUUUGUACAACUCUAGGAUAAUGCUCUUCCGGGGAAAACUCAAGUCAAGAUGGUGGGGUCCCUAUGUGGUGCACAAGGUGUACCCCUAUGGUGCUGUUGACAUUCAAGACCCGAAAAAUGACAAGUUGUGGAAAGUUAAUUGCCAACGAUUGAAGACCUAUGUUGGUGGUGAAAGUGGUAAGGAAGCAAGAGAGGUGGUCACACUAGAGAGUCCGAAAGUGUAG
Messenger RNA from Salvia splendens (bonfire salvia), 348 nucleotides. RefSeq lists its product as uncharacterized. The record is from RefSeq and is a predicted model, not a curated record. The coding region runs from base 1 to 348 and encodes 115 amino acids. NCBI's taxonomy places the organism in Eukaryota, Viridiplantae, Streptophyta, Magnoliopsida, Lamiales, Lamiaceae. The transcript has a single exon.